CACUGGGGGACGUGUGCGUGAAGCAGAACUAACCGAAAGCUGUUCACGUCACUCCCACCCACUCCUGGCCCGAUCGGAUAGUAGAUCGAGGAUUACUGUUUCCUCUACGUCCAACCUCCGCGAGUUUGUUGUGGAGAGGAGCCGUGAGUUUACCAGAGCUGGCUGUGCCGACAUGCUAGAAGUGCGAGUGACAGACUUCGCAACGUGGGGAAAAAAAUCAGAGGACAAGAAAAUUUCCAAAAUAACCCCAGAUGCGUUGUAGGGCCAAAAGGUCACUGCUCGUGACCUUUGCUUUUGCAUUCUUGAUAACGAGUGGCUUUAUCUACAUCAACAUCUUGCAAGUGGGAGAGACGAUAGACAUUCAAUUAGGAAUUGAGAGAGACCUCAAAAGAAGCACAAAUGAGGUAGACCCAGUUCCUUCCCCCCAGCCUCAACUACACACCACCACCCAGCACCCACUCCACACAGAGGUGGAGGAGCGAUGUCAUCACAUGGCAGCUGCAAAUGGCAAGAUGCGUCCCAUCAACCGUGUCGCCUCGUUCCCGAUGAGCCCUGUCAUUUCACGUCGCCGGAAACUACUCUACUGCCCUCUGGCCAAAGCCGGCUCAACAUUUUUUACUCGAUACAUCAUGGCAGUCGACAGGCCAGGGCCUAUGACGUCACCAUAUGAUAUUAAGAUCGCAGACGCGGGCCGGAACGGACUGACAAGUCUGACUGACUUGACGUCACAACAGGAGAAAACGAAAUUUAUUUCAGAAUCUUUCAAAUUCCUGUUUACAAGAGAUCCUUACUGGCGCGUGUUUUCAGCCUACGUAGACAAGCUGUACUCACCCAACCCUGUCUACUGGCGGGACUGGGGAGUGCCUGCAAUAAGGGACAGCGGCCUCAAUUCAUCCGAGCAUAAAUGUGGGAGUGGCGUCCCCUUCGGCGCAUUUGUCCACCUUGUGGUGACUCGCUUGUGGAGGAGCGAUCUGCACUUUGUUCCAAUGACGACUAUGUGCAAUAUAUGCAAGGUGAGGUACGACUUUGUUGGAAAGCUUGAAAAAGCGUCCAGUGACAUUGACAACUUAUCUCAAAAACUCAACGUCAGUUCGUCGUUUCUGCACGAAAAUCGUUAUAAAACGGCGUCCACCCUUGACGUCAUCAAAGACUCCACCGAAGACUCUCUACACAGCUGGAGGCGUGAGGUCACCGAGUGCACGUCUGCUCUAGACGUAGGCAAAGUGAUAUGGAGACGUCUGCAGAUCAGAGGCAUUAUUCAGCACGAUUUUCAUUUUCCCUACUCAGAGGAAGAAAUGGAAUCUAUAUCUCCAGAUGAUUUUAGAUCGCGUUGUAUAAAAGCUACAGAGACUUCAACGGAUAGGGAUAAACUGAAGCGCCAAAAGCUUGCUGCUUUUAAGGCUGCUUAUAGUCAAGUGUCUCUACAAGACCGUCAGAGAUUGACUGAAAUCUAUCAUGACGAUUUUUACUUAUUCGGUUACGAUCCAAAACCAGCGGUUAUUUUCGAAGACAACCGCAAUCAAACAAGUGUGAGUUAUAUUCUUAAUUGGAGAAACGACUGGGUGAACUUGUAACGACUGCUUUUAGCAUGUUCCGUCCUUUUAAGAUAUGAUCUCAACCCUGAAUAAUGCCUUUUGUAGCUCAAUCGAUUAACUGACACCGUACUCGAAAGAAACUAUUAACUUAUUUUUAGAAUGGGGUUGAGGGGAGAGGGUUCGAGAUCUACUUUCACCAAUUCGUCAACCGUUAGGCCCAACCACUUCUGUAGGUUUCGGGUACUUUCUUUUAGCACGACAGAUCGGUAGGCCUGUACAAAAUCCACGUAUUUCACUCUCGACAAAGGCGUCGUUCGCUUUCUAUGCACAGUUAUAUAAAUGAAUCCACUAGCUCUGAAGAAUACCUUCUGUUUGUCUGUCAAACAAUAGUGUUUUUAAUUAGGAAGGGUUGCGAUCCUCAUCUUCUCUUACUCUUUGCAUAAAAGCAACUUGAAUACGUAAAAUCUUACCCUAGACGAUCUAUAAACAAAAUAAGUAUCUCCACCGCGGCGUUAUCAUUAAUGUAAUACAUUAGUAGUAUUAGGAUUUAUUGAAUUCCCCUCGCCCUGAUUUCACAAUUGGCACAAACGACUGACUUGAUCUGAAGUUGGUGGUCUUCACCCUCUGACGUGGUGUUCCAUAAUAUAAUAUGCUGGGCUGACGUCAUUUCACAGAACGAAUUGAGUUAUAACUGCAAUCCUUUUUCUUUUUUCUUUUUUCUUUCUUUUUUUUUUUUGAGGGGGGGGGGGCGUUAUAGGACGUAAAAAUGGUCGACGUAAGCUAGGCAAAAGCCUAUACUUUGACCUUUGUUGCUGGUGCUGUUGUUGUUGUUAUUGUUGUUGUUGUAGCUGUUGUUGUUGUUGCAGCCGUUUGACGUGCAGCGUAUUUCGUGGAUUAAAAAAAAAUUGUUUGUUCCAGUAGGUUACUCUUGCAUCAUGGCAGCACUCCAAGUAGUUCUAAAAAGGGUCUAGACAAAUAUCAUAUUGGUCAGAAAUCUUGCCGAAACGGUAAAACUGACUUGCAAAUAAAUGUGUUAUGAUGGAAUUCUUUUUGAACCCUCGUGUCGACUAUACGACAAAGCUGAGAAAGUGGGUGAUUGGCGGGUGCUCUUAUAUGGUUUGCUCCUUUUUUCCUAUCAAAUAUCUAUCGUCCUUAUCUCCCCUCCUUCUUUUCUUUGUAUGUUACUCUCUUGUGACACCUUUUAAUCCUCGUCACUUAUAUGACAUAAGUGUUGCAAGUGCUGUAAAACUCUUACUAAAACUAAAAAGCUGAAAAACAUGACGUAAAUUGAUUUGUUAUAAAUUGUGAUUUUAAAUGUGUAACGCUUGCAACGACAAACUUUAGAUCAUUUUGGAGACGGGUUUCUUCGAUCAUGGCUGCCAGGGCCAACCCGGGCUGAGAGUGAGAGGGAAACAGCGACCCAGCACACAGAGGGAGACACUUGAUAAAAAUCUUCACCAUAUGGAAAUAGAACUCAUGUCAUCUGUAACCUUAGCGAAGCGACUGUAAUCGCUAAAAGAAAAAAAACAAAAAAAACGGACGCUAAAAAUGCCUCAGAAGAAAAGCUGUUGACCAGCAAAUUGAUGAAUUUGGCAAAUAGUUCUGUUUUUGGAACCAAAAUGUUAGAAAACAAAGAAAUCUAUUUUGUGGCUGCAAAUGGGUACGGCAGUUUGUCAAACUUUAGACUGUUUGAGACGGAUGCAAUCUUAAGGAUGAUAUUCUACUUAUAACACCUCUCCAAAUUCUUCUUGGUUUUUGUCUUGUAAUCUCCUUGCAGCUCAUACAAUGGUUCACUUUUUAGUAGGUCAACUUACAUCAUUUGAUUAUAACCCGAAUUUUUGUAGUGAGUGUCUGAGUACCAUAGAGCGUGUACCUAUGCAGAACAAAUAAACAAUGCUUUAUAAUAUUAUAA
Aplysia californica (California sea hare) is the source of this 3447-nucleotide messenger RNA. RefSeq names its product carbohydrate sulfotransferase 8. NCBI's taxonomy places the organism in Eukaryota, Metazoa, Mollusca, Gastropoda, Aplysiida, Aplysiidae. Gene Ontology annotation, biological process: carbohydrate biosynthetic process. Gene Ontology annotation, cellular component: membrane. The record is from RefSeq and is a predicted model, not a curated record. The coding region runs from base 252 to 1574 and encodes 440 amino acids. Gene Ontology annotation, molecular function: sulfotransferase activity. The transcript has 6 exons.